Pseudogymnoascus verrucosus is the source of this 1575-nucleotide messenger RNA. RefSeq lists its product as uncharacterized. The transcript is spliced from 4 exons. The record is from RefSeq and is a predicted model, not a curated record. Lineage: Eukaryota; Fungi; Ascomycota; Leotiomycetes; Thelebolales; Thelebolaceae. The coding region runs from base 1 to 1575 and encodes 524 amino acids.
AUGUCUCCAAUCCUCUUUGCCCUGGUGCAAUUGCUCCCUGUCGCCCUCUGUCUGAGUACGACCCAGCCAAGCUUCACUGCAGCUCAACUAUCCCAUGAAGUCGUUACUUUUGACAAGCGGGCUGCUGCUACGUCUGCCAGUCCAUUGAACCGUCAACUCCUGGGACUAUCCAUUGAAUUCUGCUGGAUCACUGGCUUCCUAGGCGACGUUAACCAAGAAAACGCGCUGUCUCUUCGCCUCCUUCAGAACAUCCAGGAUCUUUCAGGUUUUCCGCCGAGGAUCCGCAUCGGUGGUGAUACCCAGGAUGUUGCGAAUUACUGCGAUGACUGUACUCAAACCCUCAACAAUACAUUCGCCAGCAAUAGCGAAAUAGGUCUAUUUGCCAAUACCGAAGCUGCUAACGUCACUUUUAAUAAGAAUCUGUUCAGAGUUCUCAACGAGAACGUUCCGAGUGAGCAGGAGUAUACAUUUGGACUGAACUUUGGCGAAAACAACAUUUCGAACACCUUGGCGGAGUUCAAAGCUGUUGAACAAUACAUGAAUCUCUCACGAAUUACAGCCUACGAGCUAGGUAAUGAACCCGACUUUUAUUCCGCCUACAGGCAAUUUCGACCAUUGAGCUGGGACAUCUUUUCCUAUGCUCAGCAAACAGCGAGCUUCCUAACAAAGAUAACUGCUUCAUUAAGCAAGACCGAGGCAAAGAGAUUCGCCGGAUAUAUGUCCGCAUCCUUUGCCAAUGCUCCAGUUGAUCAAGGCGACUUCUCUAUAAGUUCAUUGAUUAAGAUGGGAAUUAAAGAAGUUGUGAGCGAGAUUAAGAUCUUUAGCAACCAUUGUUAUUUCGGAGAUGUUUGCACGCCGGCAGAUGCAGCUCUGGUGUCUCUCCCGGUACUUUUGAACCAUAUUCAUACGUUUCAAAUGGUGCAACAAUUCACAUCAGCGAUAUCUGCUGCUAAGUCUGUGGGCGCUCAGUUCUUUAUGGGUGAAACAAACUCUGCUGCCUGCCACGGAUUGGCAGGUGUCUCUGACACUCUUGGAGCAGCACUCUGGAUGUUGGAUUACUCGUUGACCGGUGCGACUGCUGGCAUGGAUGGCUUGUACUUCCACAACGGAGUCGGUUUUCCUUACAGUGUAUGGCAGCCAAUUGCAGUUAAUGGCACAGCUGCACAUGCAAGUGGACUGUAUUACGGAUUUCUUUUAUUCGCCGACCUUGUAUCAAAUCUUGGCCGCACGCCAGAAAUUGCACCAAUACCUUCCCUAGAUGCUACUGACCUUGCACAUUACGCUGUGUAUUCUUCCUCGUCCAACCUUCAAAAGCUGGUCAUCCUCAACCUCGACUAUAUUAAUGGCACUAACCCUCGCACAUACAAGACUUUUGACGUGUCUGCUGAGUUUGGGAAGGAUUUCACUGUUAAGAGACUAUCGGGUUCCUCUUCCAUUGCUACCCAAGGCUUGACUUGGGCAGGUCAAACCGUGGAUGGAAAUGGGCACCUAAGCGGGGCCAAGGUUGUUGAGAAAGUCACAAAUGGAGUGGUUUCUAUCGGGUCUUCCGAGGCGGUUAUUAUUGAGAGGGUUUAA